CAGCAUUGCACAAACCGCCGCCUAAGAAACCAGGAAUUCAAUGUUAGGAAUAUAAAAUAAAUGAAUACCUACACAGCCCUCCGUGAUGCAAAUGGUUGUACUGGACACCGGUUAUCGCCAAGUCGAGGAUGAUGGGUUCGAAUCUCGGUGGAUUAAAUGUUUGUAUGAUGAGAAACAUUUGUACCUAAAUCAUGGCUAUCUUAUUGUAUCUCGAUCGGUUAUCCUAGUAUAUCAUAACACAAAUCUUACAGCGCUUACUUUGGGGGUCGGCUAAUAGGUGUGUCUGUUAGAAUUAUUAAAAAUUAUUUAAAAUUAUAUCAUUAUAUUUAAAUUCUUGGAUGAUGUUCUGAAACUGUUGUUAGAUCUUUGAUCUUUGGAAAAAAUAAAAGACUUUUGCCCAAGUGGUCACUCUCUAAUAGCAAGCACAGGCAUUGUUUUUUAUUGGAGAUCAAAGAGAAUGUAUAUUACUACCUACAUAAACUUUAAACGUUGUCAUAAUCAGUGGUCAUAAUACUCUCUUAUUAUGAUUGUUAAAAAAAAUAUCAUUGUAACUUGUAUGGCUCAUGUGAUUUUGGUCGGAUUUUGGUUAUUGUAUUGAACAGCUAUUGGUUUAGCCAGAAGGAUUAACGGGAAUAGUACUUACCUACAUAAUACAAUGGCAGCAACGAAAACAAAACAUAGGGUUAGCCUUAGUAUAGAUAGACGCAGUACUCUUUCAGAUCAAAGAAAAGUGUCAAAUAAUUCAUUUUCCUCAAAAGGAAAAUCUUUUUCUGAUAAACCGACUCCUACAGAUUUUGAUUUAUUUCUACCAUGGAUUUGUAAGGAAAUGCAAGUGCCAAACUCAGUUAUUGUGUUAACAAUGGCUCAAGAAAAAUAUCCCAAAGCAUCAUGUGGCUCAGCUUCAAGCAAAUCUAAAUCAUCCAUAAAAACCAACAGAACCUUUAAAUUGAAACACGAUGACUUCAGCUCAAACAAAAAGUUAUCCGUCACUACUGCUACUAGUGGUGUUAAAAAUGUUAAUUAUGUACCUAUAACUGCAUACUACGAUACUUCAGGUCGUUUAGUGGAAAUCGCUAUCAUAGGAUGCACAGUUGAUAUACCAAAACAAGUGAUACAAGCCAUCAGUUUCUGUUUUCCAUUCCAUUCCUUAUUUGCAAAACUGGAGAUUCGCAAAGGAGGCUUACAUUCCGCUUUGCUCAAUGAAAUUGGUAAAAUGCUUCCCUAUUCAAACUUGGUGGAUGUCUGCCUUGACGAUACCCGUGUCCCGCAAGGCAACUACUACGUUCUCCUUGACAAGGCUUCUCAUUUGAAGCAUCUGUCCGUGAGUAAGUGUAACAUUACCGAUGAAAUUUGCAAAAAAAUCUUCUCGAGACUAAAAUUCGGUUGUCCAGCAGAAAAAUCAGUAAUGAUACUAAAUUUAAGCAUGAAUAGGAUAACUGACGAUGGAGCGAAUUUUAUAGGUGACGUACUAAGAGGAAAUCGUAAUAUGUUACAUCUUAAUUUGGCUGGAAAUAACAUAACUGAUCUUGGUUUGGGUAACAUUUUAAGGUCUCUGUUGGAGUUUCCUCUCACAUACGAUGAAAUUAUAGAAAGUAAGACGAGAUAUCUAAAAUAUUGUAAGAACAGAUUAUAUGUUUACAACAAAUGUUUAGAAGAAGUUACUGAAAUGACAAGAACAGAAGAAUUGUUGACAAAACAUGAUGGUUCUCCUAGUAAACACACUAAAUUUAGAGACAGAAAGAAGGAAGAACGUCGGAAGACUAUAGUGGAAACGGAAUCCGUAGUUUCCAAGGCUGAAAAAUUAACUAAUAAAAUGCUAGGAGAAUUUUAUGAUCCUUUCUGUGCCAAUAACGUAAUCAAAAGGAAUAAUUACUUGUACUCGAUAGGUAACCUCAAACUAUGCUCGUUGAAUUUGUCUUAUAACAAGUUGGAAUUCAUUUCGUUAGUAAAAAUUCUGAAAGUGCUCUGCUAUCAAAAUUCUUUGACUAUGAAACCGCCAAAUACUGGUUUGAUGCAUAUUGUUUUAGAAGGAAACCUUCUGCCUCAGUCUUGUCGAGAACUAGACAGUAUAAAAAUGUUUCUAUCGAAUGUUGUUAAGGCUCGUGCACCAGUUCAUUUACGUUCUCCAACAAUGAAAAAAAGAACUUCUAACUGAAGAAGAUAGAUACUCAAUUUGUACUAUCUCAAAUUUAAAAAAAAUGUUUGCAUUUUCUCCUAAUAAUAAAGUGAUACGUUUGUUUGAAUAUCGAUGUGGUGAUGAUGCUUACUUUUCAAGAACAAAUAUUCUCUUUAGGACUUAUUCUUAAUCAUCCUAGUUCAGUAGGACCACGGGUACUGUAGUGGUAUAUACUGAGCCCACCAGUAGGACAAGCAGGUGUGACCACGAACCCUUGAUCCAUAAUGCGCUUUGUGACUGAAUCGUUUAACGGCAUAAUUAUUACAAUGGUAAUUUUUUCUUUGUUUUCUGAUAUUAGUUUUUCUUUGUUGUUGAAAUGUGUUGAGGUCAAAAAGCUUGACAAAAUUUUACUAUUAGUCUUUCGGUGACUGUCACAAUCACAACGGGUUUGGAUUAAUCUGCAGCGCGUGCUCUGGGGUACCUGAACCUCGUAUGUAAGUGGGCGAGUGUAGAAAUCUAAAAAAGAUUCCUAGUUGGUAGAAGAGUGCUAUCGAAUAUCUAAGAUCAUUUACUAUUUUUAAGUUACAAUUAAUAAAACCGCUCGUAAGGACUAGAUUAUACUUUCUAUUAUUUCAUAAGAUAGUAUGCAUGGUUACUUUUAUAGAUCCAAAACAACAGUUUUACAAAACACUGUUUAUUAAUAAGAAGGAAUGUUUGAAUUUAAGUUGUAGUUUUAACUUUAUUUAAAAUUAAAGUUGGUAGUCUGUGUGCAUAAGUACUUAUUCAUAGUUACAUGUUUUGAUU
Chilo suppressalis (striped riceborer) is the source of this 2920-nucleotide messenger RNA. The record is from the annotation of a GenBank genome assembly. NCBI's taxonomy places the organism in Eukaryota, Metazoa, Arthropoda, Insecta, Lepidoptera, Crambidae.